UUUCCGUAGCUGGCGGAAAUGACGAAGGGGUUGGAGCGGAGGUGUCUGAGCCGGGUGGGAGCCAUGUCAGCGGGGAGUACAGGACAGCGAGAUUCCGGGGCCGCUGGCGGGCGCCGCAGUAAGUGGGACCAGCCCGGUCCGUCUCCUGCGCUUUUCAUUCUCCCUGAUACGGCCUCACUGCCCGGCCGCCCUUUCCAGAGCAGCGGAGAUGGCGUCUCCGGUGUGCCGGGUUCCGAGAGCUCUGCGGCCCCCUCAGGGGCUCUGGAUGCAGCUGCUGCUGUGGCAGCGAAAAUCAAUGCGAUGCUAAUGGCUAAAGGAAAACUGAAACCAACAGCGAACACUACAGACAAACUACAGGCCCCAGGGAAAGGUCCGGCUACAAGCAAAAGUAAAGAUGACCUUGUAGUAGCAGAAGUGGAAAUCAAUGAUGUGCCCCUCACAUGCAGAAACCUGUUGACAAGAGGACAAACUCAGGAUGAGAUAAGUCGUCUGAGUGGAGCAGCUGUCUCUACUCGAGGGAGGUUCAUGACUGUGGAGGAGAAAGCAAAAUUAGGACCUGGGGAUCGGCCUUUGUAUCUCCAUGUCCAGGGUCAGACACGGGAGCUAGUUGAUAGAGCUGUAAACCGAAUUAAAGAAAUAAUUACUAAUGGAGUAGUGAAAGCUGCCACUGGUUCCAGUCCAACUUUCAAUGGAGCUACAGUUACCGUUUAUCACCAGCCUGCUCCCAUUGCCCAACUGUCUCCCACUGUUGGCCAGAAGCCUCCGUUCCAGUCAGGGAUGCAUUAUGUUCAAGACAAAUUAUUUGUUGGUCUGGAACAUGCUGUACCUACAUUUAAUGUGAAGGAAAAGGUGGAAGGGCCUGGCUGCUCCUACUUACAACACAUUCAAAUUGAGACUGGUGCCAAGGUUUUCCUACGUGGGAAAGGCUCAGGCUGCAUAGAGCCAGCUUCAGGCAGAGAAGCCUUUGAACCUAUGUACAUCUACAUAAGUCAUCCGAAACCAGAAGGUCUGGCAGCUGCCAAAAAGCUGUGUGAUAAUUUAUUACAAACUGUUCAUGCUGAAUACUCCCGAUUUGUGAAUCAAAUAACCACUGCAGUACCUUUAGCAGGUUUCACACAAACUGCUGCUAUAAAUAGCAUACCUCCUCAGCCAUCAUACUAUCCAUCCAAUGGCUACCAGUCCGGUUACCCUGUUGUUCCUCCUCCUCAGCAGCCAGUUCAACCACCUUAUGGAGUACCAGGCAUAGUACCACCUGCAGUGCCACUGGCACCUGGAGUGUUAACAGCAUUACCCACAGGAGUACCACCUGUGCCCACACAAUAUCCAAUUUCACAAGUACAACCUCCAGCUAGCACCGGCCAGAGUCCGCUGAGUGGGCCUUUUCUUCCUGCUGCCCCAGUAAAAACAACCUUGCCGACUGCUACACCGCCACAAGUCCAACCACAGCCUCAGGGCCAAAAGAGGCGCUUCACUGAGGAGCUACCAGAUGAGAGAGAGUCAGGACUGCUGGGAUACCAGCAUGGACCCAUUCAUAUGACUAAUUUAGGUACAGGCUUCUCCAGUCAGAGUGAAAUCGAUGGGGCAGGAUCGAAGCCAGCAAGUUCCUCAGGAAAGGAGAGAGAGAGGGACAGGCAGUUGAUGCCUCCACCAGCUUUUCCAGUGACCGGAAUGAAAACAGAAUCGGAAGAAAGAAAUGGAUCGGGGUCCUUAUUGGGCAGCCAUGGUGAGCACAAUGGACAAAACAAAUUCAUAUGCGAAAGCAAGCUUGACUUGCAAGAUCACCCAGCUAAAAAGAUGAAAACUGCUGAAAAGGGAUUUGGAUUGGUGUCUUAUACUGGAGAUUCAUCAGAUGAAGAAGAGGAACAUGGUGGCCAUAAAAAUGCAAGUACUUUUUCACAGGGAUGGAGUUUGGGAUACCAGUAUCCUUCCUCACAACAACGAGCUAAACAACAGAUGCCAUUUUGGAUGGCACCAUAGAAGCUGCAGAACAGUUUUUGUACCCUCAGUUACACCUUUUUUCUCUAGCAAUAAUGCAUGUAUAUUACAAAAUGAACUUUGCAAAUGUACAUUGUUCUUACCUUUGCAGAAGCUGCUAAGGGUGCACUAUUCCCUUUUGAAAGGGGUUCUAUAAUAUUUUUACAAUCCAUAUUUCUGCAGUGAAUUUGUCAUCUAUGAAAAGUUAUUUGAAAUCACAAACUCAGUGCAGCACGGACUUCUUAUACAGUGAGGGAAUGUGCUCACAAAACAAGAACAGGGAGGUAUGUUGCUCCCCCUGCAUUUUCCAUGUGCCCUGGAUAGCUUCAGAAAUGGAGACAGCCAGCCAGGCUGACUUAAGUACAGAUUUUGUGUGUUUAUUUUAAGUAAUUUUCCUUUUGUCAACCUGUUUUGAGUUAGUGGUGACAACAGAUGUCCUCAAUGUUUUGACUUUCACCAGAGAAAGGAAAAUCUAUGCAUUACACAAUUAAUUUUUAAGAUCAUGUUUCCUUAAAUUCCUAAUUUUAUUUACUUUAAGCAGCUCCCAUGUGUGUUUCUCCCCUCUCUCCCCCCCUCCUUUUAAUUCCAAAAUGCAAUUUCAGUAACUCAGAAUAACUUUUGGUUCUAGGCAAAUUUCUUGGAGUGUGUGUGGGGGGGGAAUUGUAGGUUUCCCCCAUAAUUCUGUUUUGGAUGGAUUUGGCUUGCUACUCAUACUUGGACAUACUUGGUAUAUCAGUGGUAUGUACACUCUAACCACCUUCAGCUGGUCCAUGUGAUACUACUUGUCAGAUUGGUGUCAGUCUGUCAUUAAUUUCUUAGUCUGAUUCCACCAGUUUUGUUUUAUGACUGUUACACAAAACCAGGAUGCUAUAUUUCUUUGUUAAUCUCCAAAGACCUGAUUGCAAGCACUGCUAUUACAUUGAAGCACAGAAGCGGAACCUCUGAAUUAAUUGUGGAUUGUUUACAGUGACUGGAACUGCAAAGGGGCCUUUCUUACCAUGGCAAGCUGUUGCCAAAAGAUUACUCUUUUGUAUUGAUAACAUUGAUGUGUGACUCCACUAAUGUGUGGUGGGACACAGUGUAAAUGGAGGUGCGGGUCUGCAUUUGAAACAUGAGUAAUAGUUUGAAGUAUUGUAAUAAGUGUAACUUUUACACAUUUUGACUACCUUGCUGGCUGGCUUUGUAUAAACUUAUUCUCUGGUUUCCUACAUGUUGUAAAUAAUUAUAGAAACAUAAUUUCCUUAUAAAUAAAUAUACAAAUAUUC
Gopherus evgoodei (Goodes thornscrub tortoise) is the source of this 3239-nucleotide messenger RNA. It is a transcript of the gene KHDC4, whose product is annotated as KH domain containing 4, pre-mRNA splicing factor. Bases 19 to 1977 code for a protein of 652 amino acids. The transcript has 14 exons. The record is from RefSeq and is a predicted model, not a curated record. NCBI's taxonomy places the organism in Eukaryota, Metazoa, Chordata, Testudines, Testudinidae. Gene Ontology annotation, molecular function: RNA binding. Gene Ontology annotation, cellular component: nucleus.